CACGAAGGUUAAAUCCGGAAGGCCAGGUCUGUCUGUGCUACAAGGCUACAACCCGCUACAACUACAAGGCACGUAAGGCAGUGCUAUAGAUAGAUAGAGAGAUCGAUAGAAGACUGAGCUGAACUGGUUGCCUGAGGGUACGGUCCUUGUCCUCCUGAACUGAAUUCUUGGAAACCCGAAGUACUGAGAACGAAAAUGUACUGAGCAGUCUCAAGAGCUGUCCCAGGUGCAUCUUUGUUGAUGUACAGUAACUCUUGUACCGGUGCUUCCCAGUAACAAUCAAAACUUGUCAAAGUGCCAGCACUCAUAGUCGCUGUUUCGUUUCAGCCAUCCACUACCUUAACCCACAGAAAUGGUGAGUUUACGGUCCCCAAGUGCCGUCUCGGUACUUCUCAGACUGGCCAGGCAGCAUUCAAAUGAUAUCCACUUCCAGUACCGUGCCUUACAGAACAUGGCAUCGCUUUCUAAUUCUAGAGGGCGGGGUAAAAAUUCCUACAGUCGUGGCGCCCACCCAAAGAUAGCCGCAGCUGCUGCACGAAAGGUCACAGCUAGCUCCCCUUCGUCUGUUUCUUCCCCGCAAGUUGUUGUCCUUUCAUCCCUCGCCAUGUCAACGUCAUCGAAGCAAGUUGUGGCGACUUUGAGCCAUCGACAGUCGCAGAGGGAUAGGAUGUUGAGAAGCAACACAGGAGGAGUUUUUUCUCAGCAUCUACGCAGCAACGGUACUGGCCGACCUUUCUCCACUCUGUCACACGGCAGCCGGCAGCAGAAGCAUGAGGCUGGUGUGACUUCCCCUCUACCUCAGGUAGAAACCCCGACAGGAGAUGAAUACAUCUCUGAGCUUUGCAACAACCAGAAGGCUUUCAAGGGUCUAGAGACAGAUUUCCCUUGCCUGACUAGAGUCAAAACCUCUGGACCAGAGCCAGAGUAUGACAACAUCACCAAGGGAUACAAGCUUUUCAGCUCGGAGCAGCCCUUCUCCCUGAGCCUCAACGAGGGCAAACUGCCGCGGCUCGACGUGGCUUAUGAGACCUGGGGCGAGCUCAACGAGGACCGCAGCAACGCCGUGGUGAUCCUGGCGGGCCUCUCUGCCAGCUCGCACGCUCGCAGCUCCGUGGACAACAUGCGUCCGGGCUGGUGGGAGAAGUUUGUGGGCCCUGGCUGUGCCGUGGACACCAACAAAUUCUUUGUUAUCUGCCCCAACAACCUUGGUGGAUGCUACGGCACUUCGGGACCCUCUUCCAUUAAUGUGUUGACAGGAAAGCCAUAUGGCACAACGUUCCCCAUCAUCGGUGUGGUAGACAUGGUCAAUGCCAUUUUCAUGCUGCUCGACCACCUGGGCAUUGAUAAGCUUUACGGUUCCGUUGGGUCAUCUCUUGGAGGAAUGCUGUCUGUGCAGUCUGCUGUCUCCUAUCCUGAAAGAGUUGGCAGGCUAAUCACCAUCUCCUCGUGCGCCCAGUCACACCCAUCCUCCAUCGCCAUGCGUUACCUACAGCGUAAGUGCAUCAUGUGCGACCCCAACUGGAACAAGGGCCACUACUAUGACGGACCUUACCCGAAAGUUGGGAUGAAACUGGCUCGGGAGAUUGCGACCAUCACCUAUCGCAGCGGCCCCGAGUGGAACGAGAGGUUCGGCCGAGAGAGGAUCAGCAGCGAUCCACCCUCCCUGUGCCCCACGUUUCUCAUCGAGUCCUACCUGGAGCACCAGGGAGAGAGCUUCAGCACAAAGUACGACCCGAACUCGCUGCUCUACAUGUCAAAGGCAAUGGACAUGUUUGAUAUAGGGGAGAACUACGGCUCUCUGGAGGAAGGUCUCGCCAACGUCGCCUGCCCGGUCAUGGUCAUCGGUGUUCAGACGGACAUCCUGUUCCCAAUCUGGCAGCAACGACAUCUGGCUGAGGCGCUUCAAGCUGCAGGCAAUGAACAGGUGACAUUCUAUGAGCUCAACUCUAUGUAUGGACAUGACACCUUCCUCCUGGACCUCAAUGGUGUGGGGGCAGCAGUCAAGGGAUUCCUGGAAACGGAGCAGAGAGAAACUGGUUGGCUUACAAAGCACAAACUCCGACACCAGGAACGCAAAUCAUUCUAAAAACGUCUAGAGACUCAAAUGUUUGUCAAAUCCACUUUCCAUCAAAGAAAGUCUUUUGAUUAGAUGCAAUGAUGAGGAUUGUCACCUAGGGCUGAGUUGAAAAAGUUCCAAAAUUUUUUCAAGGUGAUUUUAUUUCACCGACAGGAACUUGACGGUAUGAAAAUUAAGAAGCCUAUUGACUAUUGUAUAGAGCCUUCCAUUCCAUUCACCAGGAAGACCUUUGUCACCUUUGAGGUCCUUGACAAUGAGAUACUCUAAAAUAUAUAUUUUAAAAACUUUUGCUGAGAUAUGAUGCUCACAAUGUACCCAAAACAACAUGUUUUACAUUUUUAUAGUAAAUGAAUUGAAAAGUUGUAUAUAUUCGAUGAGUAAUUUUUUUCCCCCACUUUUUGAUAAAUUGAUAUACCUCAAGUCUAUCAAAUGAAGAAGAAAUUUGUGCAGUACCGGCACAUGUCUUUGAGAGGCAGCUUUCACAGUAUCUCUUUUAGAAAUAUCUUUUUGCCUAUGACUCUGUGUUUUUCUCUCCAGUAAGAAAAAAAAAAGAAAAGAA
This is a messenger RNA of Aplysia californica (California sea hare), 2636 nucleotides long. RefSeq names its product serine O-succinyltransferase. The record is from RefSeq and is a predicted model, not a curated record. Gene Ontology annotation, biological process: L-homoserine metabolic process. The transcript has 13 exons. Bases 353 to 2086 code for a protein of 577 amino acids. NCBI's taxonomy places the organism in Eukaryota, Metazoa, Mollusca, Gastropoda, Aplysiida, Aplysiidae. Gene Ontology annotation, molecular function: homoserine O-acetyltransferase activity; L-serine O-acetyltransferase activity.